Pollicipes pollicipes is the source of this 3027-nucleotide messenger RNA. RefSeq lists its product as uncharacterized. The record is from RefSeq and is a predicted model, not a curated record. The coding region runs from base 17 to 2671 and encodes 884 amino acids. NCBI's taxonomy places the organism in Eukaryota, Metazoa, Arthropoda, Thecostraca, Pollicipedomorpha, Pollicipedidae. The transcript is spliced from 6 exons.
CCCGAGCAGAACGGACAUGGCCGCCCCGGUAGCGCUGCGGUGGGCGCGACUUCUGCUGGCCGGCGCCACUCUGGUGGCGCUGCUCCACUCAGCGUCGGGAUCAGGACGAUGCGGCGACAGUCCGAUGAUCAUCUUCGUUGCCAAGGGAGAGAAGAAGCACGUGAAAUUCUGGAACACCGACAGCGUCGCCACACCGCUCGUCCAGCCGGAUGAGGCGGAGGAGGCGCUGGAGAUGGGCAGCGGGAACGAGGCCGAGCCAGCGGCCGCCUCACCGUCGGCGGGGGACGCGCUGUUCGUGGUGACAGCGGCCGGCUCAGAGACGCUGACGGUGCCGCCGCUGUACGACACGCAGCCACACAUCGUGCUGCCCGAGGCGCCGCCCCUGGGCGCGUCCGUCGCCGACUCCGUGGUCCCGCUCGCCGCCAGCGAGGACGGCAGUGGGGACGAGGCCGAGGACGAGCUGGUCAAGUCCGAAGGGAUGUUAGAGAGAGAUUCCGCCCAGUCAGAGGGGUCCGGAGACCUGAGCAGCGUGGAAGCCACUACGGAAGUGGAGUUUCUGACCACCAUCACUCCUUUUGAUCUGGUGGCUAUUGAGGGCAACAACGUUGAGACCAAAAAGGCAAUUCUGCCCGACGUUAAGGAGGACGAACUGGAGGGGUCGGGUAACAGUGUUACGCUGUCAGCGUCCGCCACCAUCCCUUUGCACAAAUACCAGGAGAUCAGAAUCACGCAUCACGACCCCGACCUCUCCGAGCCCGAGUUCUCUGGAGACCAGUCUGUCUCUGUCGACUCGGGGGAGGUGGACGACGCCGAGCGGUUGCUGACAGUGGCCGGGUUCAGCGGCGACAAGGUGCUGAUCGAGUGGAGUCCGGACACCGAGGGCUCGCCCGCCGGUGCCGGCGAGGCCCCGCGCGAGGGCAGCGGGUCAGCCAUGCAGGAGGCGGCCCGGCCCGACGGAGAACUGGCCGCCGACGAGAUCUCGCUGGAGCUGCUGGAGCCGGUCGACACCGGUCUGACGUCGCCGUCGGCCGGCGCCGCCGACACGGAUGAGCUACUGCCGCUGGUGCAGACGCACGGCUCCAUCCACCAGCUGCUCUCUGCGCUGCCGCUAGGCCCAGCGGCCGGCGCGCAGGCCGAGCCUGCCGCGGGGCAGCAGCUGCCGGUGCCGGCGCAGCCGCAGCAGGUGGAGAGCGCGCCGGAUAACCUGGAGCAGCUCGACCGGCUUCUCCUGCUGCAGGGCUUCAGCAGCGGCGACCGUGUCAUCCUGGAGCACGUGCCGGACGAGGUCGGUUCCGGCUCCGGCUUCGGCGGCGCCUCGGCGGUGGAAGAUGACAUCACGCUGUUCGUAGACUCUGCGAGCGGCCCACUGGCGGCGCUGGCCGCGCCGAAUGGCGUGGACGAGCGGUCACCACUGGAGGCGUCCGGCGGCGGACCGAACGAUGACGCCGCCAGCCAGAUUAAGCCGAGCAAGAUUAAGAACAGCUGGGUGGCGAAGGAGGCGACCAUCAGCGGCUCGGGUCACGACCUGCCCGAGGCGGUAGAUGGCGAAAUCGAGACGGACGACGUCGGCUUGCCCGUCGUGAAGGACUCGGAGCGGCUGGCUCUGGUGGAGGGUGAGACAGCACAGCAGAUUAGCCAGCUACCCGUGGCCGAGACCGAGGGCUAUCCCACCACCCAGCACAACUCGACGGCAGACACCGAGCAGCAGAAGGCGGCCGCCGACGACAGCGCUGACAAGGAUCUUACAAAGAGCGUGUCCAACGACGUCAGCCCGGAGGUCAACUCGGCGGACUCGCUGCCGGCGGCAGACAGCUCCGGCAUCCGCCCCGAGCCACAGAUCGCCGCCGCCGACGCCGAUUCGACCCUGUCUGUCCCCGCACUGAACCGGGAGGCCCUGCUUAGCAGCAUCUACCGCAUCAUCAACGACCAGAGCGACCCGAGCGGUGGAAGGCCGGUGCGCCGUCCCAGCUGGGCGGACUUCAUGGCUUCGCCCGUGCGCCGCGAUCAGUCGCAGCAGCUCAGCGCGGAGACGGUCGUUGUGGGGCAUCGGUCGCGCCAGGAACUUCACGGCGGCAGCCGGCACCGAGACCAAGCGCAGCAGCCGAGCGAGGCGGAGCCAGCUGCCGCCCCGGUUCGGCCGCAGAGACCCGAGCAGCAGCUCACGUUCGACGCGGUCGAGAGCCUCCGGAACACGGACGACCAGCUGUUCCGCUUCAUCCGGUCUCAGCCGUAUCCGUUCGUGUCGGCGCUGCUCAAUGGCCGGCCAGGCUCGCGUCGGUCCCGCGUCGCGUCGUCCGCCGUUGACUGCGAAUGGCAGAUCCAGACUGAGUCCCACCUGUACCUGCUCGUGACGCUGGACAAUCUGAGCGCGCCCUACACGGUCGACUGCGACGGCGCGUACAUCGAGGUCGAGCGCGAGCGCGACGGCUUCGAGGCCCGCUGGUGUGGCAACCGGAUCAAGCAGAGCGGUUCGCGGCCGCACAUGGUGUUCGCGAGGGGCGAGGUACGCAUCGCCGUCUACAACAACGGCAACACCACCGACCUGCCCACCGGCUUCGAAGCGCGUGUGGAAGUGGUGGACCUGCUGGACGCCCGCCAGUACGCCACGUUCCGGCGGUCGGGGCUGAACUUCCGGCGCCUGAUCCAGCACCCGCUGCUGCCGUCAUCCUAGAGACCGUGCCGGCCAGCUGUCGGAGCCGGCGGCGGCACUUGUGGUCUUCAUCGAAACGGUGGCAUUCCGCUGAGCGACAGCGGCAGCCGCGCAAACUCGGCACCGGGACGCCGUCCCUUGACCGUGUUUUGGGCAUUACAUCCUCUUCCAACACCGAGAAGCUGGAGGAGCAGUUGCGCAUGUUGUAUGACACGAUACACUCACUGAACAGGUGCGCAGAGAGCGCUACGCAUGAUGUUGAGAAAAAUACGUUGGUGAAGUCUUCUCGCUUAGCUGUCAUGCCUCGUGAUGGAAUGUUUGAAGAUGUAUAUUUUGAAGCGACUGAGUGGUUGACUGAAAUAAAGCUACAUAUGAAA